GUGGUAUGCAGUGACAGGUUAGUGUUUACUGUCAGAAAAUUUUAAAUUGGAAAAAAUAAAAUUUAGAAUAUGUUGAAAUUGUUCAAAGAGAUAUCUUCAAGUGUGGGGAAAUCUCUUACCAAAAGGGGACUUCAAACUACCUGUGCUUUACAACAUGAUAGCUUAUUUGUACAUCGAGAUACUCCUGAAGAUAAUCCAGACAUUGUCUUUGAAUUUACCCCAGAAAAUAAAAAGAGGGCCGAAGCUAUCCUAGCCAUAUAUCCAGAAGGUCACAAGAGGGCUGCAAUGAUUCCCUUACUGGAUUUAGCUCAAAGACAAUAUGGAUGGUUACCAAUUUCUGCUAUGCAUAAAGUUGCUGAAAUUUUAAACUUGCCAAGAAUGAGGGUGUAUGAAGUAGCAACUUUCUACACCAUGUUUAUGAGGAAACCUACAGGUAAAUAUCAUGUUCAAAUUUGUACUACAACUCCUUGUUGGUUAAGAGGAUCAGAUGAGAUUCUUGAAGCUAUUAAGAAAAAUCUUAAGUUAGAAGUUGGAGAGACAAGCAAAGACAUGUUAUGGACCCUAUCUGAGGUUGAAUGUCUGGGAGCAUGUGUUAAUGCCCCCAUGGUACAAAUUAAUGAUGAUUACUAUGAAGAUUUAACUGUUGAAGCAACUAAUGAAAUUUUAGAUGAAUUGAAAAGUGGUGGUAAACCUGCACCAGGUCCAAGAAGUGGUAGAUUUGCUGCGGAGCCAAUAGGAGAACCAACCUCUUUAAAAUCUGAGCCCCUAGGUCCAGGAGUAGGUGUUAGAGCAGAUUUGUAAAUUUAUUUCAUUUGUAUAAAUAAAUAAGAUAGUU
Messenger RNA from Diabrotica balteata, 835 nucleotides. The record is from the annotation of a GenBank genome assembly. NCBI's taxonomy places the organism in Eukaryota, Metazoa, Arthropoda, Insecta, Coleoptera, Chrysomelidae.